Messenger RNA from Kogia breviceps (pygmy sperm whale), 3324 nucleotides. RefSeq names its product solute carrier family 35 member F6 (gene SLC35F6). NCBI's taxonomy places the organism in Eukaryota, Metazoa, Chordata, Mammalia, Artiodactyla, Physeteridae. Gene Ontology annotation, molecular function: transmembrane transporter activity. Gene Ontology annotation, cellular component: membrane; intracellular membrane-bounded organelle. Gene Ontology annotation, biological process: transmembrane transport. The record is from RefSeq and is a predicted model, not a curated record.
GAAGCACUCGCGCCCCAGACCCCGGCGUGAUCAGUUUGGGGGCUGCCACCUUCAGCGAGCGCGGAGGUCGCACUCCUGUUUCGCGCUCCCAGCAUCCGCCGCCAUGGCCUGGACCAAGUACCAGCUGUUCCUGGCCGGGCUCAUGCUCGUCACCGGCUCCAUCAACACGCUCUCGGCAAAGUGGGCAGACAACUUCGUGGCCCCAGGCUGCGGAGGGAGCCAGGAGCACAGCUUCCAGCAUCCUUUCCUCCAGGCAGUGGGCAUGUUCCUGGGGGAGUUCUCCUGCCUGGCUGCCUUCUACCUACUCCGGUGCAGAGCUGCAGGGCACCCAGACACCAGCGUGGAUCCCCAGCAGCCCUUCAACCCCCUUCUUUUCCUGCCCCCAGCCCUCUGCGACAUGACCGGGACCAGCAUCAUGUAUGUGGCCCUGAACAUGACCAGUGCUUCCAGCUUCCAGAUGCUGCGGGGAGCAGUGAUCAUAUUCACAGGCCUGUUUUCGGUGACCUUCCUGGGACGGAGGCUGGCACUGAGCCAGUGGCUGGGUAUCCUCGCGACCAUCGCAGGGCUGGUGGUCGUGGGCCUGGCUGACCUCUUGAGCAAGCACGACAGUCAGCACAAGCUCAGCGAAGUGAUCACAGGGGACCUGCUGAUCAUCAUGGCCCAGAUCAUCGUCUCCAUCCAGAUGGUGCUGGAGGAGAAGUUUGUCUACAAGCACAACGUGCACCCACUGCGGGCAGUCGGCACUGAGGGCCUCUUUGGCUUCGUGAUCCUCUCCGUGCUGCUGGUGCCCAUGUACUACAUCCCCGCUGGUUCCUUCAGUGGAAACCCUCGCGGGACGCUGGAGGACGCGCUGGACGCCUUCUGCCAGGUGGGCCGACAGCCACUCAUCGCGCUGGCGCUGCUGGGCAACAUCAGCAGCAUCGCCUUCUUCAACUUUGCAGGCAUCAGUGUCACCAAGGAACUGAGCGCCACCACCCGAAUGGUGCUGGACAGCCUGCGUACCAUUGUCAUCUGGGCACUGAGCCUGACGCUGGGCUGGGAGGCCUUCCACCCGCUGCAGAUCCUUGGCUUCCUCAUCCUCCUGACAGGCACAGCCCUCUACAACGGGCUGCACCGCCUGCUCCUGAGCCGCCUGUCCAGGGGCCGGCCCCUGGCAGAGGAGGGCGAGCGUGAGAGACUGCUGGGGGGCCCUCGGACUGCCAUUAACGAUGCCAGCUGAGCCUCCUGCUCUACUGCCACCUGGACGCUCCUUGUUCACCCUGAGGCUGAGGCCACGUGGGCUGGUGAACCUCAAGUGCCCUGCCCCCGAGGCCUCACCCUGCACCCUCCCCACAGACCCCCCCCCGCCCAGGGCAGCUGCUGCCACAGAAGAUGACACAACACCCAGGUCCUCCUUUGUCACCACCCCAUUCAGGCCUGAGCGCAGUGCCCGAGCCCCAGCAGGCUUCCCCAGCCCCUCCUGCAACACUAGAGCUAAAUCAUGGAGUAGAAUUGCAGGAACCAACAGCCCUAGGGUUUCCUCCUAAAUCAUUAGCUAAAUGUGGUUCUCCCAAGAAGAGAGGUCACUGAGCAAAUUCUAAUAGAACUAAGCACCACAGUUUCUAAAACUUGUAAGAUACUCCCUAAGCCUGUCUUGGAACCGAGGUUUCAGCCAGGGCCUUGCCGCAAACUCAGUGUGUGCUUCCCAGCCCUGUACCUGGUCACUCUGGGCCUUGGCAUCCUGCUCUGCAGAAGGUGUCCACGGUGUGGCUUCCGUGCCUUCCGGCCCACCUGGGCCCAUUCUGCAGGCCUGUGGUUUUGACCAGCCUGGGGAAGGAGUGACAGCCUGUUUAUUGAAGAUGCCCCCUGCCCACUGCCCUCCUCCCCACGCCUGCUCUGGAAUCCUUGCUCACACCUUGAAGUCCUCCCCACCUGGGAGAAGUUACGGGGGGAUUUCCAGGCAGCCCUUGAUAAUAGCUUUUAUGAACUCUUCACCUUCCAUUUUAAAGAUGAGGAAACUUGAGUCCCAGAGUUAUAAGUUGUUUGGCAAAAGGGCUCUCCUGCCAUGGGCUCUGGCUGUGCAGCCACACGACCAGGCAGUCGGCUGGGUUGCAGAGCACGUCUGGGGUUCUGCCUCACCGCAGCAACCCGGCAGACACCAUGGAGAACCCUCUAGGGUGAUGGGUUUACCGGGAGUCUACCGUUGAGAGUGAUGCUGGUAUCAAAGGCGUUAUGUUAAGUGCUUAGCUUUCAUUCUCUUGCAUCACAGCGUGCACAGGUGGAUGCAGGUGAGAAAAGUGUGGCCCGGAGAAGGUCAAGUGACUUCCUCCUGAAGCCGGUAUUUCAAGCCGGGUCUGCCUGAUUCCAAACCUGUGGGCCCGCUUACCGUAAGAGUCUCUGAGAUCUUUUGGGGGUACUUCCUGUGGCUGGGAGAGAGGCAUCCCGUGCUGUUAUCCUCCCAGUAACCCCACCCUGAAGAGAGGGGACUGGCAGCAGGGACCCCAGGGAGCUGAGCGGCCCUUCACCCCAGUGGGGUCCUCUCUCUGUGGCAGGUCACUUUCCUGGGCCGCUCAAUCGUGAAACAAAUACCGAAUGGCUUCCGUAAAGUAGAUCCUGGGAGAAGGGAUCUCUGACAAGCAAAGCCGUCGGGCUGUGGGAAUCCAGCAGGUUCUUACCAUCGGGAGAGAAAGGCCUCUCCGUCCCACCAGCUCCGAGUCUCGGGGAGCCCUGAGCUCCUCUGGGCCACGGUGUGUGUCACGGGAAGAAGGAAAUGGAGAUCGAGGGUGGUGGGUGCUAUAGCUGCUUUGUCCAAAAAACUGGGGCCUUACAGUGUUGUUUCAGGCUUUUGAUUUUUAAAAAGCAGAGGGGAGUUGGCAGUGUGGACUUUUUUCUUUAAUGAGAGGGAAGGAGCACAAGGGUUAGGACAUUCCUGGAGGUUAAGUCUAGAACGUUGGAUGGAAAAGCUGUAAAGUACCAAAGCACAGAAAUCGCGUGUGGAUUUUAGCAUUGAAGGGUUGGGGGGAUUAUAAUGGGACUUCAGUGGUGAGAGGAGGCAGAGGAUGGGGAGGGGACUUAUGGUCAGGCCUGCCACCCACUCCGGCAACUCGCUUUAUCUCCUGGAGCUUUAGGUCUUCACAUCUCUAAAAUGGGGAAGCCUGCAUCUCACAGGAUGGCUGUGAAUAUUACCUAAGAUAUAAAUGGAAGGUGGCUGUAAAUGCCAACGUACAGUGGAGCGUCCUGUAAGGUGGCACUGCACACCAGGGUGGUCUGUCAGGCACUGAAGUCCCAGCAGAGCCAUGGUGGGGAGCAUCGGUUUUGCUAGGAGGGGGAGAAAUGUUUCGUUAA